AUGAGUUUCAACCGUGAUAACGAGAUGGGAGGCGCACACAAUGGUUUCGGUUUUGAGUGCUCCCCUGCCAGCAGCAAGAUGUCUGCGAAGGUUGAGAGAAUGAGAGAUCGUUGGGGUGCAGUCAAGCAGAGAACCUCGCCCAUUAUGUUCCCCCACGCUUGGCUCUUCUUCCUAGCGAUCAUCUUUAUCGCCACUGGUGCUGUUGCUGCUGGAUGGUAUGGCCUCGCGAUUGAAACCAUUCGUCACCAGUCAUUGUCAACCACUUCAACCGUGUCUGCAACACGACAGCCCGCACAACCUAACCUGGAAGCUAGUGCUUUUCAUAUCACUAGCAGCGACUCACAAUCGCUUAUUACUACUCUGGAAUCUGCUACAGUUACUACUGUGAAGACAACGGCCAUGCCAUCUUACCUCGGCUCGAAUGAGCUCAUGCACCGUGGUGAUGGAAAUGGUUUGGAGACACCCCUGGCCAAAGAUUAUGUUACUACGCUCGUGAUCACUACAGUUGUGCCUAUUCUUCAAUCCGAUUCGAGCGUGAGCUCGAGUCCUACCUCGACCGUUCCUACGGCCCAGCCUACUACUGUGGUUGAAACCGAGCCCAUAACCGUAUCUACAACUGUCUAUACAGACCCUACGACUACGGUGCCUCCUACAUCUUCUAUAGAUUCUACAUCGUCAGAAUCAUUUAUCAGUACCAUCGAUGAGUCUGGAACUAUGCAUAUUCCUUCGAGCAUAGUCACGAUUACAUCCACGAGUACUACUACAGUCCCGGCUUCCACCAGUCUUUUGUACUGCCCCGUCGCUAGCCGUCCGAACAUCUGGACCUUAUGUUCUCCUCUCGGCACAGCAGUACCUUCCGCCAAAGCAUCUUCAGCCGGGGUGGACUUUGGCUCGACGAACCCGUUCACCGUUAUCCGCAAGAUGCUCGUAUACGUAUGGGAUGCCGUUAUGGACUUGGUAUUCGAUUUCCUGGAUAACGUAACACUGUACCCCGAGGAUCCCGAACCGCCUCCGAUCCAGAUCUUAACGACUUCCCAGUUCAGCAAGUAUAGUUGUGUUACUUCUGGCAUGUGCGACUGCGAGGCUACGUAUAAGGAUCUGCUUCGCCGAGUCAAUGAGGCGAUUGGUCUCUUGCGCAUUCAGCAGUAUAUGCUAGGCACUAACCGCGGCUGUCUGCUAGUAGAGCAGGAGAAGGGUAUCAAGAAGGUUAUGGAGGUCUUGGGAGGGGAGAAGAAGAAGGGGAUGGAGAAUAAUUCUAACGCAACCUAA
Hypoxylon trugodes is the source of this 1269-nucleotide messenger RNA. RefSeq lists its product as uncharacterized. Bases 1 to 1269 code for a protein of 422 amino acids. The transcript has 4 exons. The record is from RefSeq and is a predicted model, not a curated record. NCBI's taxonomy places the organism in Eukaryota, Fungi, Ascomycota, Sordariomycetes, Xylariales, Hypoxylaceae.